This is a messenger RNA of Trematomus bernacchii (emerald rockcod), 1860 nucleotides long. RefSeq names its product mucin-7-like. The coding region runs from base 166 to 1125 and encodes 319 amino acids. The transcript has 10 exons. The record is from RefSeq and is a predicted model, not a curated record. Lineage: Eukaryota; Metazoa; Chordata; Actinopteri; Perciformes; Nototheniidae.
CCCAGUUUUACGUCAGGAAGGGAAGCCGAUUUAUUUCCUCCCCUUCUUUAUCUAAAGGAAGUGCUGAAAAAAACCACAGCAGCGAAGCGCCACAGCACCUUUUCCACUGGCCGCUCAGUUGGAGUCUGAGGAAGAAGAAGUCGAAGGAGUUUACGCAGAGUCACCAUGAAGACCAUCAGGGUUCUCGUCCUGCUGCUGCUAGUGUCUGUCCAUGUCUUCACACCAGCCGCAAAAGAAGUCACAAGUGCACCUCUACCAGCUACAAUCAAAGCACCAACAACAGCAACAACAACAGCAACAACAACAACAACAACAACAACAACAGCAACAACAACAGCAACAACAACAGCACCAACAACAGCAUCACCACCAGCAGCAGCAACAACAACAGCAUCACCAGCACCACCAGCAGCAACAGCAGCAUCACCAACAGCAUCAGCAGCAACAACAGCAUCACCAGCACCACCAGCAGCAACAACAGCAUCACCACCAGCAGCAGCAACAACAACAGCAUCACCAGCACCACCAGCAGCAUCACCAACAGCAGCAGCAGCAGCAGCAACCCCCCCAGCAACACCAACCCCUGUAUCUACCACUGGCCCUAAUGAUGCCACCACCAUAAGUCCUGAUGAGACCAAGGAUAUGACCCAAGCACAUAAGACUGCUACACCUACAGCAACAUCUACAGACAAGAAGGUGAACACCAGUCCUGCUGUCCAUGUCAACGGGACUGAAGCUGAAAAAAACCCUCACAAGCCUACCCCAGUAAACCCCCUUGAUAACAAGACCAUUGGGAAUCCAGUACAAAACACUACUCCAAUGAUUCCAGGACAUCAAAAUGAAACAAGUCAAGAUGCAGGUUCUCAAACUGGCAAAGAUCUUCCUGAAGAACCCACAAAAUCAGACAAGAGGCUGUGGUGGAUCGUGCUGCCCGUCCUGCUGGUCGCAGCUGCUGCUUUCAUCCUCCUCAAGUUCCAAUGCAAGAAGAUCCACGGUCACACAGAAACUAUUGAUACUGGAACUGAGAACGCAUCUUUCCAGAGCAGGCCGGAAAGCACCAAAGAUGGAGUCAUGCUCCUCGGAGUAAAGUCAUCAGGCGGGGCCGAGAAUGCUGCUGCCAGAUAAAAAAAGGAGGACAUCAAGAACAGUGUGUGCCUCACACCUGUCACCCACACAAUGAGGAUCUGGAAGAACUGUUUGAUUUCUUUGAAUUUUCUCGUGAUUUUGUGAAAACAUGCAAAAAGUAUGUAUGAUUCUGUAUGCUGAAAUCAGGGUGUGUUGAUAAAUCUCAGAGUAAGUGAACCUAUUUUCAAUUACAAUAUAUUUUAUUCAGUAAAUCUUUAUAUUGAUAACCUAUAGGCUAAAUACUGUCAGCCUGUGGAACAGAAAUAAAAGCACCCUUUAUUUCAGUAUACUGUUGACAAAGACAAAUACAGCUGCAGAUCUCUGUCUACAUGUUUGUCACAAAACACCUUCCUGUACAGUGCACUGACCUCAGAUCAUCAUAUGUUUGAUGUAAUUAAUCUGUUAAUUUCAUCGUUUUAUAAUUACCCUUUGGUUGUUGCUUAUCACGUAUGUGCCUUGAACUGCUUUAUAGGAUAUUAUGUGUUUUGUGUCACAAGCUCUUUUUAGGUGCUCAUUUUUGCUUUUCAUGUAUCAGUUAAAAUGUUAAAUAUUGCACCAGUUUUUUCUACUGAAAGCUUUUUAAAGUACACAGCUGUCAGAAGGAUUUGUACUGAUGGUGAUUUGCGGUUUUUUUGUCGGUAAAUAUAAAGACGGGUUGUAUACAAAGACACUGGAAAUGCUUUUUGGCUGGAAUAUGUUGCUCUCAUUUUCUCAAUAAAUCACAAGAGAAAGGUU